CCCAAGAAUUAAACUCGCCAGUUAAUUUAAUGAAAAUCACAUUUCGCAUUUAAACAUUUUAUUAUAACGAAUGGAAACUGGUGAUGCUAGCCCAGACCGAGAUCUAUAAAUUCGCAUUUUAAUUGUUAAAUUUGAAAUGCAGACACCAGAAAUAAGAUUUAGAUGUAGAUUAUCUAAAAGAGAAUGUUUGCUCUUUUAAAUCGUAAUAUAAAGGCUGUGAUUUUAGAUAUCACAGGAGUUUUAAAGGACAGUGGACCUCAUGGUGGAACACCCAUUAAAGGCUCGAUAGAGGCAUUAAAUAGGUUAUAUUCAUCUGGGCUCCAUCUGAGAUUUUGUACAAAUGAAACUACAGUCACAAGACAUACUCUGGUCAGUCAGCUCAGAAGCCUGGGUUUUACUAUUGAUGAGGAGAAAGUGUUUCCACCUAUCCCUGCUAUGUGUACGAUUUUAAAAGACAGAAACUUAAGACCUCAUUUAUUGGUUCAUCCAGAUGCUCUGCCUGAUUUCAAGGAUAUAGACCAAAGUAACACAAACUGUGUUGUAAUUGGGGAUGCAACACACCAGUUUACUUAUGAAAAUAUCAACAGAGCUUUCCAGUGUUUGAUGAACUUUGAAAAACCAAUACUGUUUUCUCUUGGGAAAGGUAAAUAUUACCAAGAAGAUGGUGAAUUAAUAUUGGAUGUUGGACCAUUUAUGAAAGCUUUAGAGUAUGCUACUGGAGUGACAGCUGAGAUCGUUGGAAAACCUUCUUUAGCAUUCUUUAACACAGUAUUGAAUGAUAUUGGAAUAUCAGCCCAUGAAGCUGUAAUGGUGGGAGAUGAUAUUGUCAAUGAUGUUGGCGGUGCCCAGGCAUGUGGACUUGCUGGAGUUUUAGUUCGCACUGGAAAAUAUAGAAAACCUGAUGACAAUCACCCAGAUGUCAAACCUGAUGCAAUAUUUGAUAAUUUAGAAAAGUUUGUUGAUUGCCUAUUGCAAGACAAGCAAUAAAUGGAUUGCUAUUUUAGUGGGACAGACUGACCAUCUUUGUUAGGUUCUAGUAAACCUUGGAGCUUUCCAUGAAACUUAACUGGAACAGGUUCAUCUCCUUUAUCUGUCUGGGACAUGGCUUUAAACGCUGUGGACAGCAUACCACCUUGUAAUUUGAUGGGUAAAGAAAAGUUGUCACCUUUUUUUGAAGCUUCUGUUAACAUGACAUCUAAUUUUUCUGGAGUAAUCAUAAUGCCAUCAAAGUAAACAGGUGUCAUCAUGGUGCCCUCAAACCUGGCUGGAAUCGCUCUGUUUUUAUAUGUGUCUGGUUCCACUUUGUCAGAAGCCACUGUCUGAAUGCUCCUUGUUUUGAAGGUCUUCACUGAAGUUCUUAAUGUCCCAGCUUGAGUAUCUAUGCUUAGAAUAUUCUGGACUUCCCCAAGAUCCACAUUUUCUCCAUCUUCGGCUUCCUCAUCCAAUGUGACACACUGCUUGGACUCUGCUUCAGGAGUUGAUGUGGAGGAUAAAACUCCGAGCAUUUUUAUUUUGAUAAAGGACUCUGAGCUUUCAGUGUCUUUUAGUUUGAACUCAUUCUCACCCAUCUCUCUUUCCAACGCUCCAUCAAUGAUAACUGAUGUUUUAACCACAUUAUAGCCUUGCUCUGGUGGAUUUAAUUUCUGCCUUGCAAAUUCAACAAAUGAGAAACUCUCAUCUCCUGAAAAUAAUGAAAUGUUUUAUUCAUAGGUAUUAGGAAGAUCAUCACAAUGUUUUAGUUUAGAUUGGAAUCUUCACACAAAGUUCAAAAUGUUAUGAAGAAUAAGAUUAAAAGCAAAAACCCCUGUGUGAAACGUGAUGAAAAAUUCUUAUGUACAAAACAGAUUAUGGGUGUUUUUAUAUAUCAUCUGUUGUUUUUUGGUUUAUGAAUUUACCAGAUUAAGUCCAUGUCAUUAAUACCAGAAGUUUCUUAUACUGAUAUCAGGAAUGUAGUAAGAUAACAUACACUCUUCAGACCUUUUGAUUUUAGCAGUUUUGUCUCACAUCUAGAUCUAUAUGAUGCUUGCCAAAUGAUUUAAUACAAAUUUAAGAUUUUUUUCUCUAUUCUUAAAAGCCCAAAAUUUUAUGUAAAACUUUAAAAAUACAUGUUUCUUUGCCUUCCUCUUCAUCUGAAACAUAUUUGGAUUAUAACUUUAAAAAAUCACACUUGUGUGUGUUUAUUUUUUUAAACUCCCAAUAGUAUUAUGAUUGGAAAAACUGAACGAGUAAGGUAAAUAAAAAAUUAAAAGAUCUUGUUUGUAAAAUGUUUUGGAUGUUUCUUCAGAGUUGAAGAUAAUGUACUUUCUAAUGAAAACCUCCCACAAGAUGAUGGGGAAUGGAAGCGUGUAGGGUAUGAACCCAGGACCAUCAAGACAACCAAACUACAGUACAGCGCACAUAUCGCAUGACCAGGUAGCUUACUCCUACAAAGCAAUGAAUUUGGGGUUUUGGAACAUCGGCACAAUUUAGGCCAUGUUGUGUAUAGCAAUGAUUAUUAUUAUACUGAAAUGUUAUAUUAUGGUUUGAUAAAACUUUAGAAGUUAA
Messenger RNA from Biomphalaria glabrata, 2544 nucleotides. RefSeq names its product phospholysine phosphohistidine inorganic pyrophosphate phosphatase-like. Gene Ontology annotation, biological process: dephosphorylation. The record is from RefSeq and is a predicted model, not a curated record. Gene Ontology annotation, molecular function: phosphatase activity; inorganic diphosphate phosphatase activity. Bases 184 to 987 code for a protein of 267 amino acids. NCBI's taxonomy places the organism in Eukaryota, Metazoa, Mollusca, Gastropoda, Planorbidae. The transcript has 8 exons. Gene Ontology annotation, cellular component: cytosol.